This is a messenger RNA of Anguilla rostrata (American eel), 4674 nucleotides long. RefSeq names its product DEAQ box RNA-dependent ATPase 1 (gene dqx1). The record is from RefSeq and is a predicted model, not a curated record. NCBI's taxonomy places the organism in Eukaryota, Metazoa, Chordata, Actinopteri, Anguilliformes, Anguillidae. Bases 530 to 2824 code for a protein of 764 amino acids. Gene Ontology annotation, cellular component: intracellular anatomical structure; spliceosomal complex. The transcript has 12 exons. Gene Ontology annotation, molecular function: RNA binding; helicase activity.
GAACAAUGAAAUGUAAAUACUGCUUCAAGGAAGCUUCCCGGUUUUCACUUCCCGGUGAGCACAGAGGCACCGGCGGAGGUCUGCCCGCCGACUCUGUUCAACCAGCCGGCUCCUCCCUCCCUCUGUCGGUCGAACCACACCUGCGCACGGUGAGCCCCAGCAAAGAUGGCCGCUGUUCUGUAGUCGGACUGCGAUCAGCCAGCAAGUGUUUUCCCGAAGUCAAAAGUCACCGAUAAGCCGGCUGUCACGGGAGACUGAGCGAGAAGAGACAUCGGUACGCCGUGGAGUACAACUGGGACACGGCGGUGUGACUGCCAGUCGGUUUCGGCGGUCGGAGUGAGAGUUUCUGCUAAUUAUACCCGCAGCCUGCGUUCAACCCCGGCCAGACUUUGACAGCGGGUUGUUCCGCACUCGUCGACAGACUUUAGGGGGUCGUCGCGGUGGCGUAAUGUGUCACAGGUAAUCUUGAAUUACUCAGGUAAUUACCCCCGCCCCCCCCCCCCCCCCCCCCCCAUCCCUUGCCAAAGCGAUGAUGUCGUCCGCCCAGCCGGCCCUGGCCCUGGACUCCCUGUCGGUGGGCUCCCUGCUCUCGGGGGAGCUGGACGAGGAGGGCGAGGGGGACGAAGGGGAUUUGGGGGACCUGGAGGUGAACCCCUACGACGGGCUGCCCUUCUCGUCCCGGUACUACAGCCUGCUGGAGCAGCGCCGGCAGCUGCCCGUGUGGAGCGUCAAGUACGGCCUGCUGGAGCUGCUGGAGACCCACAGCCUGGUGGUGCUGAGCGCUGAGAGCGGAGCGGGGAAGAGCACGCAGGUGCCGCAGUGGUGUGUGGAGUACGCGCUCUCUCUGCAGUUCACUGAGGGGCUGGUGUGUUGCUCCCAGCCGUACGCGGCCGCCGCGGGCAGCCUGGCGCUCCGGGUGGCCGAUGAGAUGGACCUGAGCCUGGGCCUGGAGGUGGGCUACAGGGUCCCCCACGACGAGGGCUGCACCCCCGACACCCUGCUCAGGUUUAUGACGGACUCUCUCCUGCUGGGGGAGAUGAUGUCAGACCCGUUGCUACGGCAGUACGGGGUGGUCGUGGUGGACGAGGCGCAGGAGCGCACCGUGGCAACGGACGCCCUCCUGGGGCUGCUGCGGGACGUGUGCCGCCAGCGCCCCGAAUUCCGGGUGGUGGUGCUGACCGCCCCCCCGCUGGGCACCCGCCUGGCCGCCUACCUGGGCGAGGACACGCCUCUCCUGGCCCUGGCCCCGCCCGACCGCCCCGCCGCCGUGGAGACGCUGUACCGCGAGCCCCCCGUCGGCAGGGACCCCGCGGCGGCCGCCUGUCACAUGGUCCUGGACCUCCACCGCAGGGGGGAGGAGGGGGCCGUGCUGGUGUUCCUCUCCAGCGCUCAGGAGAUCUGUGAGUGUCGGGCUCUGCUGGAGAAGGAGGCCGUGGCUCUCAGUCCCCAGCUGGGUGAGCUGAAGGUGCUGUCCCUGUACGCGGCGCUAGGGGGCGCCACCCAGCGUGUCUAUGACACGGGACCCGACGGCGUAGAGGAGCCCCAGGGGGUUCCGGGGACCCCCAAGCGACGGGUCGUCCUCACCGACACCCUGGGGGAGGCGUCCUUCUCGCUCGACAACAUCCGCUACGUCAUCGACACCGGCCUGCAGCUGAAAACUGUCUACAAUCCACAAAUCAGAGCAGACUCCCAGGUGCUGCGGCCAAUCAGCCGGGACCAGGCAGAUAUGCGCAGGCAAAGGGUGAACAGUAGCUCUCCAGGGCUGUGUUUUCGGCUGUACCCCCAGGCCCUGUACGAGGGGGGCAUGUCGGAGACCCGCUGUCCGGAUGUGGCUGAAGCCAGCCUCAGCCACCUGGUCCUGCUGCUGAAAAGGCUGGACAUCGCCGAUAUGGGCCAGUGCAAGUUCCUGGACCGGCCUGCCCCGGAGGCCCUCAUGCAGGCGCUGGAGGAUCUGGACUACCUGGCGGCUCUGGACGACGACGGGAACCUGUCGGAGGUGGGCAUCAUCAUGUCUGAGCUGCCGCUGGAGCCGGCGCUGGCCAAGGCGCUCAUCGCGUCCUGCGAGUUCGACUGCGUGAGCGAGCUGCUCACCAUCGCCGCCAUGCUCACUGCACCCUCGUGCUUCGUGACGCCUGCGCCCCAGAGCGAGGAGGCCGCUGCGACUCACCGGCGCCCCCUGCUGCACCCGGAGGGGGACCACCUCACUCUCAUCAACAUCUUCAACGCCUACGUCCAGCACGGGGAGGAGGAGUCCUGGUGCACCAAGAACUUCCUGAACGCCGCCGCGCUGCGGCUCGCCAUGGUGAUCCGGGCGGAGCUCCUGGAGGUGAUGCAGCGAAUCGAGCUGCCCGUCUCGCCGCCCGCCUUCGGUUGCCAGGACAACAGCACCAACGUCAAGCGGGCGCUCAUCUCAGGGUUCUUCCUCAAGGUGGCCCACGACGUGGACGGCCUGGGGAACUACCUGCUGCUGACCCACCGCCACGUGGCGCACCUGCAUCCCUUCUCCUCCUACCUGUGCCGCCGACCGCGCCCUGCCCCGCCCAGCUGGGUGCUGUACCACGAGUUCACCAUCUCCCACGACAACUGCAUCCGCACCGCCUCCGAGAUCCACCCGCACAUGCUGGUGGAGCUGGCUCCGCAGUAUUACCUUGGCAACCUGCCGGCCAGCGAAGGGCGGGACCUGCUGAUGGAGCUGCGGCAGAAUCUGGCGCCGGCGGAUGAUCAGGGGGCCGAGGGGGCCGAGGGGGCGGGGCAGAGUCAGGACCAAGACCCGGACAGCGAGACCCAGAACACGGACAGCACAGAGAUGUGUCUACUGCAGUGAAGAGCCUGGAGAGCACCAGAAAUACUGACUGACACACACACGCGCACGCACGCACACGCACACACACACACAUACACACUCAUGCACGCACACACACACACGCACACGCACACACGCAUGCACACACACACGCACACGCACGCACACAAACACACACAUACACACUCAUGCACGCACACACACGCACGCACACGCACACACUCAUGCACGCACACAUGCAUGCCACACACACAUACAUGCAUACACACGCACACAUGCACACCACACACGCAUGCACGCCACACACACAUACAUGCACACACACAAACGCGCAAGCACGCACACACACAUACACACACACUGAAGCUCGGACACACAAGCACACGCACAUGCAUGUACGCACACACAUACAUGCACGCACGUACACACACAUGCGCACACGCACAGUCACAAGCUCUUCUCACACACGCUACUCUUCUCGACAGUGCAAUAUAGUUUGAAAAAUAUGAGAGCUUUGAGCUGAAGCUGAACAACACACUGUUGUCCCAAGCCUUAGUAGCUGCUUUCAUCUGAAGGAAUACUUUGAGUGGACCUGUUUUAGCCUUAACUGGUGCAAUUGCAGAUGUACUGGGACAAUCAAACUGAAUAAUGAAGUGAGUAAUGCUUCACAGUGGAUAGUUCAAAUACUCAAGGACAAAUCACAGAGAAUUGUGAUUGAAUUGGAAAAAAAUUUUGUAACUGUCGGAGAGACAAAAAAAAUGAAACUACAUUCAUUUGCAAUUAACUAUUUAUAUGCCAUACGUAUGUAUCAUUUAUGAUUUGCAGUAUGUGGAUGUUGUCACUCAAGGUACUCUUAUUGUUUUGUAUAUAACUGUGGACCAGUGACUGUCUUUAUAUGAGACAAAAGGCUCAAGAGACACCAAAAGACACAAUUUUAUAUGUGCACACAUACAGUAUGUAUGUUUGACAUACAUAUUCUGGAUCUGUGAAUGCCUACUAUCAUUUCUCACCCUGGCCACCAGGGGGGUGCAGUAAUCCCUCUUUGUAAGCAGUCAGUCCGUCCACAUGCAGCCUGUUCUGCACGGAUCUAAAAAUCUCCAGUCCUGGUUGGGGGGGGGGGGGCAUGAUGCCUGCAGGUUUUUGUGGUUUGCUUUCAUUAAGCAGCCAAUCAGAGUUUCUGUUUGCAAACUCUAGCGAAUCAGUGAGAGAGCUGAAACAGAUAGAAAACGCACAGACUGGCUGGUCCUUCAGGAGCUGAGAUGAAUGUGUUUACAAGUGAGGCACGAGGUGGGCAUGGUCCUAAAGCCAUCUGCUACGUGAAUUCAUGGGAGUUCACACCUUUCCUUUAUACAUGGGUCGUGCAUUAUAUUAUUACUAUUAUUAUUAUUAUUUGCAUGUUAGGGGUUCUGUUCUGGAAGUACCACUGGACUGGCCCGCUUUCAACGCUUAAGUUCUGUUUUUGGGUCUGGUUCCCCAGGGGUCAGUGUAAGGCCCAAUAGGCAGCACAAAGACUUGCACGGAUGCGAUUGGACCAAACCCGUCUGGGACUUCUGGUGGAAUGAAGCCUAUUGAUCCUCAGGUUUGGGUUGGGCUGGGUUGGGUUGGGUUGCUUUGAGGUGAGGGGCUUAUUGUCUUGGCUGUGAAAUCACACCCUGUUUAUGAUCUCUUUUUCUAAUACUCAGUGGGUACUCAGCCUUUUUUUUUGUUGACCUCUGACCUCUGACCACUUUGUGCCCUCCCCUUUGUUGCUUUACCAAUCAUAUAUUUUUGUGUUGUGUUGUGUGUGUGUGAUGGGGGAGAAUAAAAAAAACCCUCUGCCAUCUCACAUUGUGUCUCUUGCAGUGAUGAAAUUAAAUUUAAAAGCAAAAUGA